Molecule: messenger RNA, 207 nt
Organism: Indicator indicator
Lineage: Eukaryota; Metazoa; Chordata; Aves; Piciformes; Indicatoridae
Gene: AKAIN1
Product: A-kinase anchor inhibitor 1
Exons: 2
Coding region: 1-207 (68 amino acids)
Source: RefSeq, a predicted model, not a curated record
AUGGUGUUCACUCCAGGUGAGAAGCCAGGACUGGAGCAGGAUGAAGUGAAGCUGCAGAAUGCCAGCAAGCAGAUCGUGCAGACUGCCAUCCUCCGAGCACUGCAGCAGGUCUCCCAGGAGAGCCAGCAGAAGGAGACACCACCCAACAGCGGGGCAAACCUCCAGCUGGAAAGGGGGAAACUGACCAAGAAGCAUGAGAAGAAGUAA